ACGACUGCCCAACCCGUUGGCUGGCAUCAUUGCGUUUCGUCUCCCCCAGAUCUCAAUCUCGCUAGCGCUCAGUGAUUUAGAUCCUUAACUGUAGUUCCUCAGUCUAGUGCAAGGACGUUGUGGCGGGGAACAGCCCUGGGGAGGUUCUCUGCGGAGGAAGAUUUGUGCUUUUCCCUCACAUGCUGCCGUUAUUUCCGUUGCAUUGAAAUUUGCAUAAAAAUUCCGUUUCACGUUUCCAUUAGACCUUGUGCAAGGUUGGGGAAGAGAAGAUUAUUUCUCACACGUUUCAACGGCUGGAAAAGAAUUCACCCAGGUUUUUGGUCCCCUUUUCCUUCGUCUGGGCCUAGAAACGACGGCAAAUGUGGCCACCUUCCAGCCGAUGUUUUGAUGAAUUGUGGUUAAAACACAUGUGACAUUCCCGGUCUUGCUAAGCGUCGAGAAAAAAGCUUCCACCUCCGCCUGCUAUUAGAGCUAUCUUCUGGACAAUUCCUGACUCUUCGCCUUUACACCUUUCCUUUCUUGCGACGUAGGUUGUUUCGACCUUGGAUAUGACGACUGGCGCCCAUAUCAGAAAGUUCCAUCAUUUCUCUGCUGAGAAUUAUUACGACCUAGCCGCGUGCAAUCAUCUUGCCGUGUUUCCCGCGAUUCCAUAACUUUUAUCGUUGCGAGGUCGCUUCUUCUCGUCCCUCAAAUAGGAUACCCGAUUCUCGGACGGAAAAGGGUCAUCCUGAUCUUUGCCCAUCUAGGUUUAGUUGGGUUUACCUGUCCCCGUACCCACGCUAGAAAGCCUCCUGUGGUGACAUUGCUAUGCACCGUAAUUUUUAUUCAGCCCGCGAAAUGGCAAUUGCAUACAUAAUGCCCAGUCUUCGCGUUUGAUACUCCCUCCUUACCGCCGCCUUCUGACAUUCGCUGCGGUUGUCCUAUUAGCCCGUUCGUCGUGCUGCCCCUCCUUGCUCGGAGCGCCCAUUCUCUUCCUCCAGGACCGCGAUCUACUUGUGCUUCUCCUGUCUUUACAUCCGAAUAAUCAGCAAGCAUGGCAGACGCAGGAGCAACAAAACUGCCGGCCUUGGACAACACCAUGGGCGUGCUGUUCGUAGGAACAAUCUUUGCCAUGGCACUAUGGGGUGCGAGCACCGUCCAGACGUACUAUUACUUCAAUCGCUAUACAAAGGACGAAUGGUGGAUGAAGACAAUGGUCGCCCUUGUGUGGAUGCUGGAUUCAACACACCAAGGACUUAUAACGCACACUGUAUACACAUAUCUCAUCACUGAGUAUGGCAACCCCGCUGCCUUGGGUGUUAUUGUCGACACUCUGUUGAUCGAGGUUCUCUUCAGUGCACUUGUUGUACUUAUCGUUCAGGCAUUCUUCGUACUGCGGGUUUGGAAACUGAGCCACGGGAACAUUCCCCUCGCCGUUGUACUCAGUCUCCUCGUCUCGUCCUCAUUCAUAAUAUCUGUCGUUUACACUGUCAAAGCGCUGAGGCUCAAGACCUUCGCCAACCUUGUUCAGAUCUUCGACCUCAGCAGAUCAAUCAACAUCCUCGGCGCAGCGAGCGACGUGGCAAUUACAGCGUCGCUGAUUUGGCUGCUACAGCGUUCACGCACGGGAUUCAAGCGCUCGGACAGCAUCAUUAAUCGCCUGAUCAUGUUCUCCCUCAAUACCGGCCUACUCACAGGCCUGGAUGCGAUUAUGUCGCUUAUCACAAACACUGUCUUCCCGACUACAUUCAUCUAUAUUUGCUUCUAUGUGAACGUCAGCAGAUUGUAUUGCAACUCUCUUCUUGCCACGCUCAACAGCCGAAGAGGCUUGAAUGGUGUCGACGAGAGCACAGGCGAGCAGAGCGUGUCGCUCUCCCAGGGACGUUACCGCUCUCGUGCUGUUGAGAUAGAAGCACCAUCGACAAUCAAGGGGGUGGUUAACCCACGUACGCUCUCCAUUAAAGUCAAUACGGAAACGGAGACUGUACGUGAUCAGGAAGAAGGAAACAUCAAGAACUACCGCUCCUUCGCCCCUCUUUAGCAUGGAACGCCGUCUGAGAGCGAUGUACAUAUGCCGUACCAUUAUGGCGAUUCGAAGCCCAGUGCAUACCCCAUGCACCAGAUGGGGUUGUAGGGUUCUGCGGAAAUCUAGACUUCGAGAAGUUGCGUAGGCAAUAAUUACUGUUCUAUUGCUCCGUCCUUCUCGUUCCCGUGUGUGCCUGCCUGUUCCGUAGUUUCGUUUCUCCCCGUUUUCCUGUGUUUUCUUUUCUUUGCCGACUGUUCUUUGCAUGUGUUUCUAGCUCUUUAAUGCUUUCUUAUUCUUCCUUUUUAUUCGGUUUUUAAUACCCAUCGGUGUCUUUGGUGCGGGUGGUUACCCGGCGCCCCUCGCGUGCGCUUUUUAUGUCGCGUGGACUGCUAACUGGUCACCUUCGGGCUCCCACUCAUUCUUUAUUCACUAUCCCUUAGUACAAUUCAUUACAGUGGAUUUUCAUACCUCAUUACUAUUGUGGCCGCGGAUUCGCGUCUAAAAAA
Molecule: messenger RNA, 2511 nt
Organism: Fomitiporia mediterranea MF3/22
Lineage: Eukaryota; Fungi; Basidiomycota; Agaricomycetes; Hymenochaetales; Hymenochaetaceae
Exons: 18
Coding region: 1034-2020 (328 amino acids)
Source: RefSeq, a predicted model, not a curated record